GAUUCGAAGCGAGAUCCAGUCCCUCCACAGCGGAGGAAUUGGCCAUUCCGAAUUACAACGAUUACAUUCGGUGCAGCUGACAGACGCGAAGAGAUCGACUCGCACGCCGGUAGCCUUUCUGCCCUAUCCUGCAAAUUACUGUUAGAUUAGCGCCAAUGUACACCACAGUCUGCUUUCCCAAAGUGACGUGAGCCCGCCUGGGGUUUUGGGUUUAGAGCUCACUGGCGGCACGAGGGUCCCAGGCCAUGCGGAGAUUGAGGUUUUGCGAACUGCGGCGGGUUUAGGUCUUUGCAAAAGUCGGCUUCCAACUGCUUGAGAACUAAGUAGCAGGUUUUUGUAUGUUUAGACGCUUGUGAAGAUUCAGAGCUAGGUCUGAACAUCUUUGUGCUCGCUGCGGCUUUGCGGAGGUUGUUGUCACUCCACGGCUUUUACGAACUCAAGCCUAGUUUCGAGCAGCAAAGAUGGGCAAGUCGAAGAAGAAAUCAGUAGAGGUGGCUGCCCCAGUAACCACCAAGGUUGUGCCCGAGAAGAAAGGAGGGAAACGAGCUCUCGAGGAGGCAGCUGACACACCUCCUCCUUCCAAGAAGACCAAGCAGCAAAAGAAGACUCCCCCUCCGAAGCAAGUGGAAUCCUCCUCGUCCGAAGAGUCCGACUCAGAAGAAGAGGCUCCAAAGGCCGCGGCCAAGAAAGCUGCACCCGUCAAGGCAAACGCCAAAGCUCCCGCUAAGAAGCCAGUAGUCGAGGAGAGCAGUGAGGAGGAUUCUUCAGAUGAGGAGAUGCCUGACGCAGUGAAACCCAUUCCUGCCAAGAAUGGCAAAGCAGCCUCUAGCGACUCUGACGAAGACUCAGACGACGACUCUGACGAAGAGCCUGCCCCGAAGGUCGCGGCCAAGCCUGCUCCCAAAGCGGCAGCCAAGCCCGUGAAGGCCCCUGUCAAGAAGGUGGAGGACAGUGACUCCGACGAGGAAUCAGAAAGUGAUGAAGAAGAUGAGCCCGCCAAGCCUGUUGCGAAAGCUGCAGUGAAAGCUGCCAAAGAGGAGAGCAGCGACGACGAAGAGGAGGAUGAAGACGAAGACGAAGCGGAGGAGAAACCGGCUCCCGCCAAGGUUAAAGCGGCUCUUAAAGAAUCCUCCUCAGAAGAGGGAAGUGAUGAUUCUGAUGAAGACAGUGACGAAGAAUCGGAGCCUGUCAAGAAAACCAAUGUUGUAAAGAACGAACCCAAGACACCUGUGAAAUCCGAUGCCGGUGGUGAAGGAAGCAAGACCAUUUUCAUCAAGAAUUUGGCCUGGGCCGUGACCAGCGAGACUUUGUUCGAGUUUUUCGCCGAUUGCGGUGAAGUAUCAGACGUCCGUAUUUCUCAAGAUGACCAGGGGAGGUCUCGCGGAUUUGGGCACGUCGAGUUCGACUCUGCGGCGGCUGCCAAGAAGGCGGUUGCUAAAAGCGGACAGAACUUGGAGGGCAGGGAGAUUUUUUGUGAUCUUGCACACGAGAGGGGUCCCAGGACUCCUGGAGCCACUACUCCAGGAAGAGACUUCAAGUCCCCAGGGGCAAAUGGAGCCGGCACGCCGAGACCAGGGUCUGACAAAACUGCCUUCGUGAAGGGUUUUGACAAAUUCCAGGAUGAGGACUCCAUCCGCAACGGUUUGUCUGAACACUUUGGUGAGUGCGGAGAGGUGGUGAAUGUCAGGAUUCCAACUGACCGAGAAACGGGAGAGAUCAAGGGAUUCGCGUAUGUUGAAUUCGGCGACAAGGAUUCUUUCUCGAAGGCCUUGGAGAUGGAUGGAUCGAAAUUCGGUGGCCGGAAUAUAGUGGUCAACGAGGCUGGUCAAUCCACCCCCGGAGGAGGUGGUGGUAGAGGGUUUGGUGGAGGCCGAGGUGACCGCGGCGGAAGAGGAGGCGGCGGUGGUCGUGGUGGAUUUGGAGGUCGUGGUGGAGGUCGGGGAGGCUUCGGUGGCCGGGAUGGUGGUAGGGGAGGUCGAGGGGGUCGUGGAGGUGAUAGAGGGGGCCGAGGUGGGUUCAAGCCUAAAGUCAAUCUUGCUGCUGCUGGAACAGGCAAGAAAACAACAUUUGACGACUAGGUGCAAAGACUUCACUCAGAUCACUGUAACAGACUUUCUCCUAUACCCUACUACGAAUUUAAUUUAUUCUCCUGAAACUUUAUCAUCCGGAUUAUCUCUGGUACACUUUUGUUAGUGAGCUUUUCUUUUAGAUCGGCAAAAAGUUAUCGGCUUCGUAUCCAGAGUCAAGAUGGUAGAACAGAGUAAACUAAGCUGCAGUGUAGAUGCUCUAGUGUUCACCAAUCACAUAGGAUUUCUCGAAGAGUUCUACGAGGGGUUUUAUCAUUUUACCACGUCAAUUGUAGAGAACAAAUUCUGUGGAACUUGUAAGGUUUAGACAAGUUUUACAGAUGUUAUGGAAUUAUCAGAAUCCACCAAUGGGUUCUCAGGCGCACUACACGCGACUUAUAGUUGCUGCUGUGAAAUGGCCGGGAACAGGAGUUAUCAGGCACCACUGCCUAAACCAACUAAACCUUGUAAUUCUUUGGUUUGAUAAAAUCUCUGUCAAGGAUUUUUUACCUGACAGUAGUCAGCAUACCUACGUGUAAGUCCGUACCAGUGAAUGUAGAAUUUUUUUUCUCGAGAAGUAUUCCUCAAUAGGGAGUGGAAAUAUUGCAAAUGGUGAGCUUCAAUUUUGUAUAAGACUCAAAUUGGAAUAAAUG
Molecule: messenger RNA, 2719 nt
Organism: Marchantia polymorpha subsp. ruderalis
Lineage: Eukaryota; Viridiplantae; Streptophyta; Marchantiopsida; Marchantiales; Marchantiaceae
Source: the annotation of a GenBank genome assembly